AUGCAUCAUUGGGAUUCAAUUAUUGAAAGUGCCAUUGCACCGUACCCAAUUGUUCCCACUCGUCGACCCAAUCCACUUCCAGAGGUUCUCAAAAGCAGCAAAUCCAACAUGCCAGUUCCAGUCUCUCCACCUGCGAUAGUUACUCCACCUCGUGAAAGCGGCCCACGACCUGAGGCCCGCUCUGCUGGAAUGGCCGAAAGGGCAACUCGAAGUGAGAACCUAUCGGAUCUAGUGCGCUUUUUCCAGACUGGCUCCAAUGGCCAGGAUGAGCAGCAUGAUACGGACACCGACGACACUACCGCCUUACCUACUUCGGAAAAGGACCUGAAGAAAGAGCAGAUGAGCAAGGAAGUGAAGCCUUUACACCGUCGGCUUUUACAGUUUACUCAGCGACAGAGGAAAGAAUCAUCACCGAAGUCCAAAAUUGACGACAACCAGAGGCAGAUUGAGGCACUCCAGAGAGAGGGAUACCUCAUUCCUUCCCCAGUAUCCAAAGUAAAGGUCACUUCCACUCAGUCAAAGGAAAGCAUUGAUCGGGCAGAGCGUGGUCUCCACUGGCCAAAAACCAGUGUCGAUCAAGAACUCUCAAAAUCGAAGAUGCUCGACGUGGAAACCAUUGGCCAGCCAUGGCUUGAAAAUAAAAGUCAAGGCACUCAGCAAACCGCGGAUAUCAAACGCCUAGCCUCAUUGGAUAUGGAUGACUUCAGUUCAAUGAUAGAUGGUGCUGUCUCGAUGUCCGACCUCGAUGACUCUGUACCCCCUCCCUACCAGGCCGCAGCAUCUUCUGGGCCUUCUCGGUCCUCAUCACGGCCCUCUUCUCGCCACAGCCGAAAUAAAUCCUCUCAAUAUUUAUCUGCCCCCUUGCAACCAAAAGCUUCUUCGGAGGCUCUUGUGCAAAAAUAUAAUCUACCCAGAUCGCCGUCCGUUUCUGAGACUAAGGCCACUGGAUCAAGAGAUGGAAUUGCUCUGCGGUCUACCUGUUCAACCAGCAACUUGAGUCUAAGUACUAUAGAACAACGAUAUCAUGGCACACCAAGUAUAUCAACCAGUCAGAAGAGCGCACACGGUAUGGAAUCUCCAAGAAUGUCAAUGGGGAAGAACAGAGCAAAGGGAUCUAUGCAAGCCCCAGAUCGAACGCCUCCUGCUCCGCCUGUCACUGGAGCCUCUUCGCCGGCCUCCCUGACAUUGUUCCCUACUGUCGCACCGUCACGUAACUCGAGCAAAAAUGCAUGGAGGAUCUCAGCUGCGCCUCAUUACCAGACGGUCUCUGAUGCGGAAUUGCCAGUUGCUCAGACAGACUCAUCCAUUCUAGCAAAUGAAAAACAAGAGGCAAAUGCAUCAAACACGACACAGAAUAAGGAAGAGCUUGGUUCUAGAGCACUUUUGGCUCCUGUACCUCUCACAGAGCCGGCCACUGCAGCAAAGGGCCAGAAGUUCUCACGUUCAACGUCUCUAGCCAUGGGAACUUUGAAGGCUUUCCCUCUUCCAGCCCCAACAAGGCCAUUGCCAUCGAUCCCAAUAAGCAGAAAAGCGUCUCUUUCUUCAAAUGCCCAAAAUUCUGCUGCACAAAAACCUCGUUUAAAAUCCAAAUCAUCGAACUUGCAAUCUUUACAACCAUCACCCAUCGACGAGGAUCCUCUUGAAUCAAGCCCUAGAUUGACUGCUGCACCGGCUCGCCCCUACCCGGAGAAAGUAGUCGCCAAUGAAGAUGUGAAACCAGCUACCAUGAAAUCUGAGCGUCCCUCAAUUCCGCCAGAACAGCGGACUCCAAAACGCCAUACUGCCCGUAUUAGUUUGACGAACGUGAAAGACCUUCCUGAAAGCCCCCUGGAACGCAGAGACGAGCGGGAUUUCAAAGCACUUUCCUUAGCUGAGUCCCCUAUCCUUGGACAAACAACCCCUACACGGACUGUAAGACGUGCUGCCAGCCAGGGUUUACAAUUAAAUACCCCUAGAGGCCGAAAAAACCUUCCGUUUGGACUACCGUCUCCUCCCCCAUCUGCUGCCCUUCAAUCAGAUCCUCCGACACAGUCCUCUGCUGAGCGAAUCGGUCACCGCAGCUUUACUGCACCCAUGGAAUCUGGCACGACAUCACCGGGGAGCAUGGAAGCUGCAUUUGGUUCAAUACAUCACAGAAGGAUUCCCUCUCGCAGCGACAGUUCUCAAGGCAGUUUCAGAUAUGAGAGCAUUCCUGAAUCAUACGAGCCCUGUCGCUCCGAGUCUCCCAUUCCAUCCUCAGAUGAUGAGGGUUGUGGUCCCAAUACCAGAUCGGUGCAUUCACAUUGCUCAGUCAAAAAACAGGGUCAACGCACUGAUCAAGUCCGCUGCGGCUACGAGAAUGUUCACGUACGCCCCAGUCACAGAAGAUUGCGCUUAUCCUCUGCCACUCGACCUUUAACACCGCAGAGCCGCGGCAACAACAGUUUCGACAAGGCUGUGUCACCGCAGUCACAGUAUUCACAGUCUACCUAUCGGUCCCAGGAGUCUCAGGGCAGCCGUAGCAGUCAUCGCAGUCAGAGUGGAGCUAGUCAAGCUUCAAAUCACCUGGAAGACCGGGUGGCUAAACUGGAACGCCAGAACCAAAUGCUGCAAGCUGCUCUCUUGGCUGCUCUUAAUGCUGGUGCAAAACCCAAUUUCGACUUGCCUGAAUCUGCAACUUCCCCCACGUUCCCCACGGCCGGGCUUGGAAAUGCCUUUGGUCGAUUUGCGUCACGGCCCGAUAGCUGGAUGAGUUCUUCCCGCAGUAGUGAGAACAGUGGGUUUGAGACUUCAAGCUCCACUCGAGAUAGUCGAGUCCACGCUCGUCAGCUGGUCAAUAUGACUGAAGAUAUUGAAUCCGGAUGGCUGUCGGAUAAAUCUAGCUUGAGUGGCGCUCGCAACAUCGCUCGACACCGAUGA
Penicillium taxi is the source of this 2898-nucleotide messenger RNA. RefSeq lists its product as uncharacterized. The record is from RefSeq and is a predicted model, not a curated record. Lineage: Eukaryota; Fungi; Ascomycota; Eurotiomycetes; Eurotiales; Aspergillaceae. Bases 1 to 2898 code for a protein of 965 amino acids. The transcript has a single exon.